This is a messenger RNA of Phytomonas sp. EM1, 906 nucleotides long. NCBI's taxonomy places the organism in Eukaryota, Euglenozoa, Kinetoplastea, Trypanosomatida, Trypanosomatidae. The record is from the annotation of a GenBank genome assembly.
AUGGCAACUGAAGUUGAUUCGGAUAGCCGUGUGGUGAACAAUUUCAUUGUCAUUCCACCAACCCCAAAGUCUAACUGGAAGUUAUCCGACUUUGAACUCCUGCAUAAGCUUGGCAGCGGCAACUACGGCGAUGUUUAUCUCGCCUCCGUACGCAACUGCAACUUCAUCGUAGCACUUAAAAAGCUAUCGAUUAAGAAAUUGGCGGAGUUUGAUAUUGCCAAUCAGCUUCGGCGCGAGAUCGAAAUCGCCUUUCACACUCGCCAUAAGUAUCUCCUACGGACGUACUGCUUUUUCUUCGACGAGAACGACAUUUUCCUGGUGAUGGAGCCCUGCAGUAACGGCAUGUUAUACAGCGAGCUGAACCGUGUGAAGGUCUUCCCCCCUGCUACGGCCGCCCGCUACGUUGCGCAGCUCACGGAAGCCCUUCUGUAUCUUCAUCAGCACCACAUUUUGCAUCGAGAUAUCAAACCGGAGAAUAUCUUUCUCGAUCAUAAUCGUAACAUAAAGUUGGCGGAUUUCGGAUGGUCAGUGCACGAUCCAAGCAACCGCCGAAAGACGUCGUGCGGGACGCCGGAGUACUUCCCGCCGGAGAUUGUGAGUCGUCAGCCCUAUGACAUGUCCGCCGAUCUCUGGUGCUUGGGCAUCUUCUGCUACGAGCUUCUGGUCGGGCAGACUCCUUUUAUCGGAAAGGAUAACGACCAGAUCUAUAAAAAUAUCUUCUCCAUGCAGUUUACGAUCCCCGAAACGGUACCACCGGAGGCGGUGGAUUUGAUUUCAAAUUUGCUCGUCAAGGAUGGAUCGAUGCGCAUGGCUCUACACCGAGUCUUAAACCACCCCUUCCUGAUGAAAUACUACUACGCCCCCAACAAUAUUCGGCCUCCAUCCGGGAAGCGCCCGCGUAGUUGA